Guillardia theta CCMP2712 is the source of this 2067-nucleotide messenger RNA. RefSeq lists its product as hypothetical. The transcript has 7 exons. The record is from RefSeq and is a predicted model, not a curated record. Lineage: Eukaryota; Cryptophyceae; Pyrenomonadales; Geminigeraceae. Bases 1 to 2067 code for a protein of 688 amino acids.
AUGUUCGCGCACUUCCAGGUGCUGGUGCAUCUGGAUGGGUUCAGGAACCUCGACUUGUUCCAUCAGGGCGAGUACGCGAUAGGUGUCAGGGUCUACUCGGAAACGACUAACCGCGCGGCAAGACCGACGAAGUUCAUCGAGAAGAGCAACGCACACGUCACGCAACCCUUGGCGUCUGGCUCGCCCGCAUACUCAGGAGGCAUCAACGACGAGGACUCUUCCUUCCGCUGCAGCUCCUUCUACAUCCGCUACCGAGAGGAGACGCAUCAAAUCAACGAAGCCGUCACCUUCGACGUUGAGCUUCCUGUACCCAACGACUUUGUCUUCGAGCCCUGCGUGCUUCAGUUCGAGCUUCUGUUCCAGAAGCCCAACAAGGCCCGGGCUCUCGGAGCUCAGGACGGUCCUCCCACCCUCAACCGCCUCCUCCAAGUCGCCACCCACAAGUUUCGCUUCCUUCCAUCGCAGCAGGGCUGCUUCGGUCACUGCCACCUCACCUUCGACGACAUGCACACCUGCAUCGUCGAGGCCUACGCCUGCUGCGUGCUCAGCUGCUUCACUGCCGGCCGCUGCGAGCUGCUUCCUCGCAUGUUCAUCCCCCCUGAGCCGGAGAAGAAGAAGGGGAAGAAGGGGAAGGAGGAGGAGGUUCCUCCUCCUGUCGUCGGCACCUUCACUGGCAACCCGAAUUUUCUCGCGUGCGAGACGGGAGGCAAGAGUUUUCCUCCUCUGCUGACGGGGCUGGAGAACGAGGAGCGUCGCUAUGUGAACAGCAAAGAUGGGCUCACGGAGAGGAGCGGGAGGUCGGAUGCAAGCAGCACAAGCAGCAGCAGCACAGGCAGCAAGAAUGCAGGCGGGAAGACGACGAGUGAAAGCAGCGAUCGAUUCCCCUCCGUGGCGGAGACGAACCUCGACUUCGUCAUGCAGGUUUUGUCCGAGUGUCUCGCCAACGACCAGCAGCGCCGUUCUCUCAUCCUACGCGACGCGGCUCACCAGGUACGGGAAGAAGCGAAGACGAGCGGAGAAGGAAAGGCUCUCCUGCUUGCUUCUGCUGGGGCUUUCAAGCGCAUGACCGAAGAGGUCUUGAAGCUCUGGCUCGCGUUCUUCGACGUGUUCCCCGAAAUCGCUCCUGCCUUCAUGGUGAGCACGGAGGUCAGCAGCGCUCGCAUCCUCCAGGACCGCUUCGAGGAGACCACCUUCACCGAGGAGGUGGAAAGCUGCAUCCACUUCGACUCCUCUCGCAGCAUGCGCGCGCAUGACGCGCUGGUGCGGCGGCACCGGAAGAGGGGGAAGGGAGGGUGGAAGCAGAGCCCCUUCGAGGACAUCUCCUGCAAGAUCGACGAGAACAACGGGGUCCUGAUCUUCAGGCAGGUGCAGGAUGGCAACAGGAGGAGGGGAGAGGAAGGAGGAGGAGGAGGGGUCGGAGGUAUUAGUGGUGGAGGCGGUGGUGGAGGAGGGGGCCGUAUCCCUCGAACGGAGAGCGGGAGCGAGAGGAUUUUCGACUACAAGCGAGCGGGCGUGUCGACGGAGAUGUUUGGAGAUCUGUCUCGGAUGCUUCAGGAGUCAGGAAUCCGCUCGCCCUCCUCGCAGGAAGGCCCCAAGACCCAAGUUCACGUGCACAAGGCGCUGCUGCAGGCGACGAGGGGCGUCGACUGGUCGCCGAGCAACGCGGGGAGGGGAGAGCAUGCAGAGGAGGUGGAACGAUUGUCGCCCCAUGGCCGCGCUGACCAAGGGGAGCAGGAGGAGGUGGAUGGGGAGUCGCUUGCAGCUGAAAUUUGCUCAUCUCCUCACUUCAAGAUGAAACCCAACCUCUCGCCAACUCCUGGCGGGCCGGAGGGCGGGAUAGGUCGGGGAGGCAGCAGCAGCAGUGGCAGCAGCAACUGUCCUCCUCGCUUCUUCGCAGCGGAGCUGAAGACGAUGAGUCAGCUGCGGGGAGGGAACGAGACGCUAGAGGACGGGAUGCAUCUCUACGUGUUCGCCCAUGGCUUCCAGGGCAACCAGUACGACCUGCGCAUGCUCAAGAACCACAUGGCGGAUCUCUUUCCCAAUGCCGAUUUCCUGCUCUCAAGGUGA